Molecule: messenger RNA, 1272 nt
Organism: Carassius gibelio (silver crucian carp)
Lineage: Eukaryota; Metazoa; Chordata; Actinopteri; Cypriniformes; Cyprinidae
Product: histone H3-like
Exons: 1
Coding region: 67-477 (136 amino acids)
Cellular component (GO): nucleosome
Molecular function (GO): protein heterodimerization activity; structural constituent of chromatin; DNA binding
Source: RefSeq, a predicted model, not a curated record
UUAAAAGUCCCCCGCAAAAGCUUCUAAUCAUUCCGUUGAAGAGAACAAAACGAAAAACUCUAGAAAAUGGCAAGAACCAAGCAGACGGCUCGUAAAUCCACCGGAGGCAAAGCCCCGAGGAAGCAGCUCGCCACCAAAGCCGCCCGUAAGAGCGCUCCAGCCACCGGCGGCGUCAAGAAGCCUCACCGCUACAGGCCCGGUACCGUGGCUCUGCGAGAGAUCCGUCGCUACCAGAAGUCCACCGAGCUGCUGAUCCGCAAGCUGCCCUUCCAGCGUCUGGUGCGAGAGAUCGCUCAGGACUUCAAGACGGACCUGCGCUUCCAGAGCUCCGCCGUCAUGGCCCUGCAGGAGUCCAGCGAGUCUUAUCUGGUCGGUCUGUUCGAGGACACCAACCUGUGCGCCAUCCACGCCAAGAGAGUCACCAUCAUGCCCAAAGACAUCCAGCUGGCCCGCCGCAUCCGUGGAGAGCGCGCCUAAACGCACCGCUCCUCCUAAACACAAAGGCUCUUUUAAGAGCCACUUCCGUGUUCACUUAAAGAGUUUCAAAUUGGUCUACGAUAUAUUGUCAGAAAUCGGUGUAAAGGUUUAACACCACGUAAAGGCAGUGGUUCCCAAUCCUGGUGUCAUUCUGAUUCAGAAACUGCUCUGAAUGAUCAACUGCGGCCGGACAGAGCCUAGAGAAGAUUUCAUUGAUGGUGUCCACAUUUGCUGCAAAUGAAAGUCGUUGGUUUAGAAAUCUACAGCUAAUCCCUAAAUCACUCAAUUCUGUUCUGUCAACAUGUUUGCUGUUUAAUUAUGAAAUUACACCUCGACUCGACUGAUUAAAUGAUUAAGAGCAGCUGUACCAGUAUGCAAUCUUCAGGUGCACAGAAUCUAUUGUGUUGCUUUAUUUGUUUCAAGGAAUGAUAGUAGUAAGAAGUCAUAAAAAGCGUGAUAUGUUUAUAAUUCAUCUUUCUCUAAACCACUGACCGAGCAACCCUGGCCCCUUUUAUAAAUAUAACUUUCAUACCAUUCUUUCAGAUGUUUCAAAUUAAGUAUUACACUGCAGAUGAAAUAAAAUGUCAAAGGCAUGUACAGCACUCAAUACUUAGUUGCAGCUCCUUUUACCUUCCUGGUAUACAGCUUUGUUGACCUUUUGACCUCAGAAAACACAGUGGACCAACACCAGCAGAUGACAUGGCACCCCAAACCAUCACUGACUGUGGAAACUUUACACUGGACCUCAAGCAACGUGGAUUGUGUGCCUCUCCUCUCUUCCUCCAGACUCUGUAA